AGGUGAAGGUCACCAAGGGACGCCAUAGAAGGAAUGUUUCAGAUGAUGGAUAACAAAGAACCUCAACCUGAUUUCAGACUCCUAGAGAGAUGAUAACGCGAGUUCUGUACAGUAAUGGCUGGAAUAGUGGACUCCUGUCCAAGGAACCUGACGGAAACAUUGAUAGCCUCUGCCAGACUGGGAUGUGGUCAAGACAAGUAUGGUAACAAACAGUACUUAUGUCUCCCGAACUCAGAAAAGACGGGUCUGGUAGAAUUCUGUCACGAUGGAGUCAUGUGGUUAUUGGAAAGAGGUUAUUGUUUGGAAACCACUGGCGAUCAACUGUCAAAAACUAACUGCUCACAUUUCCUGAUGGGCUGUCCAGAUACAGAAGUCCACAUCAACGAAAUGUACAGAUAUCCCGCCUGUUUAAGAAUUAGUACAGAGUAUCAAUGUUAUCUUGCUGAUCCGAUCUGUGGAAAUACCACAUGGGAUACAACUACCAAAGACAAAACAGAGGAAUUGGUGACCCAUGGAUUCUCCACAGACCAUGGCAUAUAUAAUAUAACAGAAACAAUUAUUCAAACAACCACAUUGGCAGAUAAUAACUCAGCAUUAAUUGGGGCAAUCGUGGGAAUUCUGGUAGUUGUGUUAGUCGCUAUUCUUCUACCUUUGACUGUAUUUUUAGUUUUACGAAGAAGAAAACUGAGACAAGAAAAAGGAAAAGCUGAAGUUAUAGAAGACGAAAAUCAAGUCUUAUUGGAACCGUUACCAACAAUGGACAUCAGACAAGAAGACGAAAAUCAAGUCUUAUUGGAACCGUUACCAACAAUGGACAUCAGACAAGGAUCGAGAGUUAAUGAUACACAAGAACCUGGAGACAUUGUGGGCACUGCUGAAGAUGAUGAAAAUGAUAAUUUUGGUGUUCCUGAAAGUGAACGUUCACUGCUGGCAACAGACGAAGGAACUAUAGAGAUACAAAGAGCGGUCGUCAAUGGAGAUCCAGCGGAUAGUGAGGAAUUUGUCAUACAAGCUGAUGACGGUGAUAAUAUUAUGAAGCAAAAUUCAUUGACACAAAGCAGGAGAAAGAGAAGUAAGAAUACAGAUACCACACAUUUUAUCAUUUCCUUUUUUAUAGUUAUUUUUUAG
Saccostrea cuccullata (small rock oyster) is the source of this 1128-nucleotide messenger RNA. RefSeq lists its product as uncharacterized. The record is from RefSeq and is a predicted model, not a curated record. The transcript has 9 exons. The coding region runs from base 115 to 1128 and encodes 337 amino acids. NCBI's taxonomy places the organism in Eukaryota, Metazoa, Mollusca, Bivalvia, Ostreida, Ostreidae.